AUGCCGCUAUUCUUCGGAGGAGUCAUGGCAAAUCCAAAGACGGAUGCAAGACCUGUUUAUCCCGGCGGAGGUUCGCGAGUGUGCGUGUACCCGAACUCAUCAGGCACGGCGUCAGACUAUGCAAGGUCCAUCGCCUGGGUAGAAUCAAUCGAGACCGCAUGUCAGACCUGGAGAGAAAACGGAGAUACGCCGAUCCCGAUGCUGAAGAUCUUGUCAUCUCUCGAUUGGCAUGGUCUGGAUCCACGAGGUCUCCGGUACCUCUACUACAUCGCCUCUCUGGGAAACGUUUUGGACCAGAACGACGCCCGGCAAUUUGCGCUUUGGUACGAUACCUACGAAUUGGGCAUUCAAGCCACAGCAAAGUAUGACUUCGUCGCAUAUGCUCAAAUCGUGGCCGCUGCCGACCGUAUCGGGAAGCUAACCAGGAUGGCAAGUGUUAUGGAGGACGCGGUAUGGUACAGAUCAUUGGCUCUCAAAGGCCUGCAGCAGGCACUUGCCAGCUUCUCCCGGGAGAAUGCCGACGGAGUAUUGGCAGCGUCCAUCAGUCUCAUGUUCAACCAGCCGACUCCAACCGACUGGCGGAGAGUUAUGCAAGGGACAGCAGCGGUCGCCGAGGCUAUGCGUCCGUGGGCUGCCUUUUCCGGAACUCGACGUAUGUGGGAACACAUACACCCUGAAGUACAAGAUUCCCAAUGCGCCGCCUUGCAAGACGGAAACACUUCUUCUUAUCCCUCCGAGCUGUCGACUUCCUCUGCUCCGAUGGUCACGGUGCAGUCAUCUACCGCGGCCGUCGCAUUCCUCCUGGAACAAGGAUUGACCGCAAUGAAUCGACUGGGGACGUGUAUUAGACACAUGAAAGAGCUUUCCACGACGGUGAGGGGUCUGGCAGACAUGCUGCGAAUGGCUCAGGCACACCACUUGACCGGCCAAAAGUACGAUCCGUUCUGGCUCGCCCACCCGUUCUGCGGAAUGACCAACCGCGAGUCCAUCUCCUUUUCCGACAUCAGUCGCUCGAAACCCUUUGUCCUUGUCUUCCUGGCCCACCUGUACAGUGCCUUGGUCGUGCUGUCGAUGCUGUAUCCGGAGCUGGACAUUGCUGGGUUCGCGACCGUGCGUCUGCACUCACUGGACGCCCUGAUCCGACAUUUCGAGCCCAUCACCACGAUCCACUGCGACGCCUGUCGCGAGUCACACAGCUGCAAGGAGCUCCUGGCGUUUCCUGGGAAUGUCCUGCAGGCAUACCGCAAAUGGCAAAUAGACCGGCGGAUGUCGUCGUCGUCACCCAGGACGCGAUAUUCUGCAACCGAGAGAUUGAAAGAGGACUCUUUCGACUUGUCAGCGAAUGCAGAGAAAAUUCGCGCCACGAAUUACCCCUGCGAGGAGGCCCCAGGUGGCUGCAACCUGCCUGGGGAGAGUGUAUCGGGGUCAUUCUGCUAA
Messenger RNA from Fonsecaea monophora, 1437 nucleotides. RefSeq lists its product as hypothetical. The transcript has 3 exons. The record is from RefSeq and is a predicted model, not a curated record. NCBI's taxonomy places the organism in Eukaryota, Fungi, Ascomycota, Eurotiomycetes, Chaetothyriales, Herpotrichiellaceae. Bases 1 to 1437 code for a protein of 478 amino acids.